This is a messenger RNA of Volvox carteri f. nagariensis, 894 nucleotides long. Its product is annotated as flagellar associated protein. The transcript has 7 exons. The record is from RefSeq and is a predicted model, not a curated record. Lineage: Eukaryota; Viridiplantae; Chlorophyta; Chlorophyceae; Chlamydomonadales; Volvocaceae. Bases 1 to 894 code for a protein of 297 amino acids.
AUGAUUCAGUACGGGAUUCAGAACGCGAUCUUGGAGUGUGAUCUGGCGGCGCCGUACAUUAACUGGAACAAGUACUCCACGGAGGAUUUCUGUGCGCUGGUAGAGAGCCGCUGCAGGUGGGUGGCGGCCAAUCUGUACGCGGGCCGCGCUACUCAGCCCACCAGCUACAUUCACCUGAGGGAUUUCGCCACCGCCAUGCAGGUGGCUCCCAGCCGGGUUUUGGAGCUGGUGGAGUACCUGGGGCGCUUGGAGCCCGGCAUCAGACCUAAGGGCAUCCUGCUGCACGAGUCAGCGAGCGGCCACUUCCCUUUCGAAGCGGCCCCCUGCGUGGCAGCCGUCCGCGCCGUCAUGGACGGGGUUGGCUGGACGGGGACGGGGACGGGGGAGCAAGACAAUGAAAAUCAGGGCCAGGCGAAUCCGCGAGGAGGACGUGACAGCAGGAGCAGCAGUGGCAGCAGCAGUGGCAGCAGCAGCAGCAGUGGCUUUGUCGAUGGUGCGCUGCUAGUCCAUGUGACUGCGGGUUACGGUCUGGCGCAUGCCACGGUGCUCGAGUGUUUGGCUGCGGGUUGCACCGGCGUCAUGGCAUCCCUAUGCGAGGAGGCCGAGCCCACUUCCAGCCAUGCGUCCUCGCUCCUUGAUCUUCUCAACCUAUCCAGAUUAGGCAACCCACAUGUGGCCGCCCAGUUCGACAUGGAGCAGCUCCGCAGCGUGGCGCGGCAAGUGUCGGCGGCGGUACGGCGGGCGGAGCAGAAGCGACACGAGCAACAGCUGCUGCAGCAGCAGCAGGAGGAGGAGGAGCUGGAGGAAGAGAAGCUGCAGCGGGAAGCUGCUGCUGCUGCUGCAGCUGCUGCUCUCAGCCAGCAGCGCCAGCCGCUCAUUCUGGGCCAUGCCUAA